AUGCCUAUGAAACUCGAAGGAAGCUGCCAGUGCGGCAGCAUCGAAUUCACUGUUGACUCCCAGACCCCCGUGCCAUACCAGCUCUGUGCCUGCAGUAUCUGCCGCAAAGUCGGCGGAUACGGCGGCAGCGUGAACCUGGGCGGUAUCGCAGACAGCCUGAAAGUGAUCAAAGGGAAAGAACUGAUCAAACAAUACUCUGCAAUCAAAGACCGCGGCACCCCGAACGAGGAGCGCUGCUCCUCGCAGCGCAACUUCUGCUCGAACUGCAGUACCAUGCUGUGGCUCUGGGAUCACCACUGGCCGGAACUCAUUCACCCCUUUGCCUCGGCGAUUGAUACCGAGUUGCCCGUGCCGGACGAGAUGAUGUGCAUCAUGUCCGGCUCGAAGCCGGCGUGGGCGCGGUGGCCGGAGGGGAAGAAGAGUGUGCAUGAGACUUACAAUGGGGAUAGUCUGGAAGGAUGGCAUAAGAGACAUGGGCUUUUUGUUGAGUGA
Messenger RNA from Penicillium alfredii, 492 nucleotides. Its product is annotated as GFA family protein. The record is from RefSeq and is a predicted model, not a curated record. The transcript is spliced from 3 exons. Bases 1 to 492 code for a protein of 163 amino acids. Gene Ontology annotation, molecular function: carbon-sulfur lyase activity. NCBI's taxonomy places the organism in Eukaryota, Fungi, Ascomycota, Eurotiomycetes, Eurotiales, Aspergillaceae.